CUAACCUACUUUUAUUUUAAUAGAUUGAGGAACUUCAGCAAGCUUUAACGGUAAAACAGAAUGAAGAGCAAGACCGACAGAAGAGAAUAAGUAAUACUCGCAAAAUGAUAGAGGAUUUACAUAAUGAACUAAGGACUACAGAAAACUGUGAGAAUCUUCAGCCUCAGAUCGAUGCCAUUACCCAUGACCUGAGACGAGUUCAAGAUGAAAAGGCAUUAUGUGAAGGCGAGAUAAUUGAUAAACAAAGGGAGAAGGAAACGCUAGAGAAAGAGAAAAAGUGUGUGGGUGAGCAUAUUAUACGUUUUGACAAUCUUAUGAAUCAGAAAGAAGAUAAGCUGAGACAGAGAUACCGGGACACAUAUGAAGCUGUUUUAUGGCUGAGAAGUAACAGAGACAAAUUUAAGAAAAGAGUUUGUGAGCCCAUAAUGCUUAUGGUAAGAAAUUUUACUUACCUUCAUAAAAUCUUUUGGUUUUAUUAUUGCAGUGAUUGUAAAUUUUUGUAAUGUUAAGAAUUCUCA
This is a messenger RNA of Fukomys damarensis (Damara mole-rat), 518 nucleotides long. Its product is annotated as structural maintenance of chromosomes protein 5-like. NCBI's taxonomy places the organism in Eukaryota, Metazoa, Chordata, Mammalia, Rodentia, Bathyergidae. Gene Ontology annotation, molecular function: ATP hydrolysis activity; ATP binding. The transcript is spliced from 2 exons. The record is from RefSeq and is a predicted model, not a curated record. The coding region runs from base 105 to 503 and encodes 132 amino acids. Gene Ontology annotation, cellular component: Smc5-Smc6 complex. Gene Ontology annotation, biological process: double-strand break repair via homologous recombination.